CCAAUGCGGCACACCCAAGGCGGCUAAAGGAGCUCCUUAUAAAGCAGACGGUCAUGAUGUACCCCCGGCGGUAGAGCAGUCCAUCUAGGGUUGAUGCGCGAAUAUGGACGACGUCAAGGACAAGGCCAAGGGGCUGAUGAAGAAGCUCAAGAAUCCUUUCAGCUCCUCUAGCAGAUUUAAGGGAGAGGGACACAGGUUGGGCGAGCCGCAGCCAGAGCCGUCGCCCCGCAUAGCAGCCAAGAGUAGCGAUCAGCGGCAGCAGCAGGACGAAUGGAGGAGAAAUCAGCAGCAAAGGUGGGAAGCGGAGCAGCUCAAGGCCGACAAAUCCAAGUCGAGAAGCCCCAAGCCGACGACGCCGUCAUUGACUCCAAGGCAAUCGGCAUCGGCGGAGGUGAGCGUAGAGCCCCAACGGUCCCGUCUACUCCCCGAUCCAAGCGUAAACGAUGGUGGUGGUGGUCUCUUCAGUAAAAGCAGCAACAAUCCGAAUGUCUCUCAGGAAAUGACCCACGACGACACAGAGAAGAUGGAGGUAGCCGUGGCGACAUUUCUCUCUGGCGGCGCCUCCAACGGAGCUGUCCAAGUUGUCGUCCGGCUUCUCACAAACAUCAUUAGAGAUCCGGCGUCGGACAAGUUCAGGAAAGUUCGCAUGGGAAAUCCCAAGAUCCAGGAGAGUAUUGGCUCGGCCGUUGGUGGUGCCGAGUUUCUCGAGUUUCUGGGCUUCGAGGCCGUCAUGGAACAAGGUGAGCUGUGGAACGUAAUGGAAGAGCCGUCAGCUGAGCGCUUGCGAGUGAUCAAGGAAGUUGUAGCGGCGCUCGAGGCACAGCUUGCACAGCCUUCACAGCCACAGCUUGCGGCGAGGACAACCGAAGAGGCGAGUUCGUUUGACAGACAGGUGCGAGUGUUUUAUGUUUCGGCAGAAGGUACUGCGUCGCGUGCAGAGCUUUCGGCCGACUUCUACGAGCUGUCGCUGGACGAGGUGAAGAAGCAAGCGGCGAUCAAACGAAAGAAACUGGAAGAUUCUCAGCUGCUCAUUCCGAAGUCUCUGAGGGAGAAGCAAGUACUUGCAGCACGUCAGAAGUACAAGGUGUCGGUGAUUCGCAUACUCUUCCCCGACAAUGUGGUGCUGCAGGGCCUGUUUCUUCCCAAGGAGCCAACGUCCGCAAUCCACGAGUUCGUCAAGGCCUCCCUCAAGAACCAAGUUGAGUUCAAGCUUGUGGAUCCAGUUGCUGUGGCAAAGCCGAUUGCCUUCGAUUCUGACUUCAGUCUAGACCAAGCGGAUCUGGUACCGACAGCCAUGUUGAGAUUCCAAACUGAUGCGGCAGAUUUCUCUGGGCUUCGGUCCGACUAUCUCGCGAGAAUGGAGCCAUUGACGCCAACACCGUUCUGAGAAGCGCAUAAACCAAUCAUUCAUGGAACCACGUCCCAGACGCGUUUUGAAUACAAUAAAAUAAAUCAAACUCUUGACUCGUU
This is a messenger RNA of Selaginella moellendorffii, 1470 nucleotides long. RefSeq names its product plant UBX domain-containing protein 2. The record is from RefSeq and is a predicted model, not a curated record. Gene Ontology annotation, molecular function: protein binding. Bases 104 to 1387 code for a protein of 427 amino acids. The transcript has 3 exons. Lineage: Eukaryota; Viridiplantae; Streptophyta; Lycopodiopsida; Selaginellales; Selaginellaceae.